Messenger RNA from Cotesia congregata, 1185 nucleotides. Lineage: Eukaryota; Metazoa; Arthropoda; Insecta; Hymenoptera; Braconidae. The record is from the annotation of a GenBank genome assembly.
AUGGAAGACUGGGUACAAGGACAAAAAGACCUAAAUGAGGGUGUAAAAAUGUUCGAUUGGGGUCGAUGGAUUUCAAAAGGCAUCGGUGUGUGGCCUCUAGCCCCCAAUGAUUACUUAUUUGCCGUUACUUUCUCAUACUUCACCAUAGUGAUGAUCCUAGAAUUUGUAGAUCUUUACACGUGUCUCGGAAAUUUCGAAAAAGUUAUCGACAAUCUCACCGAAAACUUGGCGUUUGUCCAUAUAUACGUGCGUACUUUGAUGUUGCGGGUGCAUAUUGAUGAGUUGCGGUACGUAAUCACCGAAUCGCUAAAUGAUUACAAGGUGAGUGCUUUCCGAAAUUCCAUCGAAAUAAAAAUAUUCAUGAGCCACAUCAACAAAGGCAAACUAUUUGCAAAAGUAGUUCUUACUUUUAUUGCAAUGACUGAAAUUACCUGGUAUUUGCAACCGUUGACAACUCCAGCUUCUCCAAUUGAGAGUGACAACGAAACAGUGCAGUUUUUGUUACCGUAUCACUUUUAUGUUUUCUAUGAAAUGAAUGGCUUCCUUAGUUAUGUUUUGACAUACCUUUCCCAUGGACCACAUGUUGUCAUCAGCGGGUUUGGUCAUAUGACAUCAGAUUGUUUUUUGAUAAUCCUUGUGUUUCAUUUGAGCGGCAGAUUGGCUGUUUUGGCCGAGAGGAUCAACACACUGAAAGAAGAACCAGAAAUAUAUAAGAUUAAACUCAAGAGUAUUAUUAAAGAACACAUGCGGUUGUUGAAAAUGGGAGAAAAUAUUCGAGAAGCAUUCGCUACUGCGUUAUUGGCGUAUUUAUUGAACGGCACGAUACUUUUAUGUAUAAUUGGUUACCAGAUACUCGUCAAUUUCAUGACUGGACCGAACUCGGAUUUAAUGCAAUACUUUAUUUUUAUAUUUGCAACCUAUUUUAUAAUCACUGUAUUCUGCAUCGUCAGUGAGCGUCUUAUUACAGAGAGCAACAAAGUCACUGAAGCUUUUUGGAAUAGCGAGUGGUACACAAUGGAACGCGAGUAUGUAAAUGACAUAAUAUUCUGCAUUUCAAGAUCUCAGAAAUCACUCGCAUUGCAAGCUGGAAAAUUUGCAUUCUUUGGUAAUGGAACAUUAACCGAAGUGACAAAGACAGCCAUGGGUUACUUGUCAGUGUUAAGAAAUUUUCUAAUUGUCAAUUAA